Lodderomyces parapsilosis is the source of this 5241-nucleotide messenger RNA. It is a transcript of the gene RPO21, whose product is annotated as DNA-directed RNA polymerase II subunit RPB1. The record is from RefSeq and is a predicted model, not a curated record. Gene Ontology annotation, biological process: transcription by RNA polymerase II. Gene Ontology annotation, molecular function: DNA binding. Lineage: Eukaryota; Fungi; Ascomycota; Pichiomycetes; Serinales; Debaryomycetaceae. The transcript has a single exon. Gene Ontology annotation, cellular component: RNA polymerase II, core complex. The coding region runs from base 1 to 5241 and encodes 1746 amino acids.
AUGAGUAGAACAUUUCCGUUUUCAAAUGCCCCCCUCCGUUCAGUCAAAGAAGUCCAGUUUGGUUUGCUAUCCCCUGAGGAAGUAAGGGCCAUAUCUGUUGCCAAGAUUGAGUAUCCGGAAACAAUGGACCAAGCAACCAAAAGACCUCGUGAAGGUGGUCUCAAUGAUCCAAGAUUGGGCUCGAUCGAUAGAAAUUUCAAAUGUCAAACUUGUGGCGAGGAUAUGGCUGAGUGUCCAGGUCAUUUUGGACAUAUAGAGUUGGCCAAACCUGUAUUCCAUAUUGGGUUCAUUGCCAAAAUUAAAAAAGUCUGUGAAUCCAUUUGCAUGCAUUGUGGGAAGUUACUAUUGGACGAACUGAAUCCGUUAAUGGCACAGGCGAUUAAGAUCAGAGACCCUAAAAAGAGAUUUAAUGCCGUUUGGAGUAUAUGUAAGAGUAAAAUGGUUUGUGAGACAGCCACCAGCGAGGAAGAGAUGAAUGAUCACAAUGUCAGAGGAGGCUGUGGACACACACAACCAACCAUCCGUAGGGAUGGACUAAAGUUGUGGGGAACUUGGAAACACAAUAAAAACUUUGAAGAGAAUGAUCAACCUGAACGUCGUUUAUUAACGCCUUCUGAGAUUCUCAACGUGUUUAAGCAUAUCAGUCCAGAGGAUUGUUAUAGAUUGGGAUUCAAUGAGGACUAUGCUAGGCCCGAGUGGAUGUUGAUCACUGUUUUGCCAGUGCCACCCCCACCAGUAAGGCCAUCUAUUGCGUUCAACGACACGGCCAGGGGAGAGGAUGACUUGACGUUCAAGUUAGCUGAUAUAAUAAAAGCCAACAUAAAUGUCCAACGUUUGGAAAUUGAUGGUUCUCCGCAACAUGUCAUUAGUGAGUUUGAAGCAUUGCUUCAGUUUCACGUAGCCACUUAUAUGGAUAAUGAUAUUGCAGGACAACCACAAGCGUUGCAGAAAACGGGAAGACCAAUCAAGUCAAUUAGAGCAAGGUUGAAGGGUAAAGAAGGGAGGUUGAGAGGUAAUUUAAUGGGGAAAAGAGUGGAUUUUUCGGCCCGUACAGUCAUCUCUGGUGAUCCUAAUUUGGACUUGGAUCAAGUUGGUGUUCCAAUAUCAAUUGCCAAGACCUUAACCUAUCCCGAAAUAGUAACACCAUACAACAUUCACAAAUUGACUGAAUUGGUGAGAAACGGACCAAAUGAACAUCCUGGUGCAAAGUAUGUGAUUAGAGAUACCGGAGAUCGUAUUGAUUUGAGAUACAACAAAAGAGCAGGUGACAUCGCUUUACAAUAUGGGUGGAAAGUUGAGCGUCAUUUGAUGGACGAUGAUCCAGUCUUGUUCAACCGUCAACCAUCAUUGCAUAAAAUGUCUAUGAUGGCGCACAGAGUGAAGGUUAUGCCAUAUUCUACAUUCAGAUUAAACUUGUCAGUAACUUCACCGUAUAAUGCCGAUUUCGAUGGUGACGAAAUGAACUUGCAUGUACCUCAAUCGCCAGAAACUAGAUCCGAGUUGUCACAAAUUUGUGCUGUUCCUCUUCAAAUUGUGUCGCCACAAUCUAACAAGCCAGUCAUGGGUAUCGUGCAGGACACGUUGUGUGGUAUUCGAAAGAUGACCUUGAGAGAUAUUUUCAUAGAGUAUGAUCAGGUGAUGAAUAUGUGUUAUUGGAUCCCUAAUUGGGAUGGUGUUAUCCCACCACCAGCAAUAAUUAAACCAAAACCCUUGUGGUCGGGAAAACAAAUGUUGUCGAUGGCUAUACCAAAGGGUAUCCACAUUCAAAGAUUUGAUGGUGGAAGAGAUUUAUUAAGUCCGAAGGAUACUGGUAUGUUGAUUGUGGAUGGUGAAAUCAUGUUUGGUGUUGUUGAUAAAAAGACCGUAGGUGCAACCGGUGGUGGUUUGAUUCACACAGUAAUGAGAGAAAAGGGGCCUCAGGUUUGUGCUCAGUUGUUUAGUUCGAUUCAAAAAGUGGUCAAUUUUUGGUUGCUACACAACGGGUUCAGUAUUGGUAUUGGGGAUACUAUUGCCGAUGCCAGCACCAUGAAGGACAUUACGAAAACAAUUCAAGAAGCUAAGCAAAAAGUGCAAGAGAUUAUUCUUGACGCCCAACACAACAAAUUAGAUCCAGAACCAGGUAUGACAUUGAGGGAAUCUUUCGAACACAAUGUCUCUCGUGUAUUGAAUCAAGCACGUGAUACCGCUGGGCGUUCAGCCGAGAUGAGUUUGAAGGAUUUGAAUAAUGUGAAACAGAUGGUUACUUCCGGUUCCAAAGGUUCUUUUAUCAAUAUUUCACAAAUGUCGGCGUGUGUUGGUCAACAAAUUGUGGAGGGUAAGAGAAUUCCUUUUGGUUUUGCCGACCGUUCCUUACCUCACUUCACUAAAGAUGAUUAUUCUCCAGAAUCAAAGGGUUUUGUUGAGAACUCGUAUUUGAGGGGUUUAACUCCACAAGAGUUUUUUUUCCAUGCAAUGGCAGGGAGAGAAGGUCUUAUUGAUACCGCCGUCAAGACCGCAGAGACUGGUUAUAUUCAACGUCGUUUGGUCAAAGCUUUGGAGGACAUCAUGGUGCAUUACGAUGGUACUACUAGGAACUCAUUGGGUGACAUUAUCCAAUUCAUCUAUGGUGAAGACGGUAUAGAUGCGACACAGGUUGAAAAGCAAUCUGUUGAUACAAUCCCAGGAUCUGAUGCAAGUUUUGAACGCAGAUACAGAAUCGACUUGUUGGAAAAGAAUGGCUCAAUUUCGGAGUCAUUGUUGGAAUCAGGCAAAGAAAUUCAGGGUGAUGUCAAGUUGCAAAAAUUAUUGGAUGAGGAGUAUAAUCAAUUGCUCAAGGAUAGGAGGUACUUGAGAGAUGUUUGUUUCCCCAAUGGUGACUUCAGCUGGCCAUUGCCAGUGAACUUGCGUCGUAUUAUCCAAAAUGCACAGCAAAUUUUUCACAAUGGUCGUUACAAGGCAUCGGACUUGAGAUUGGAUGAAAUUGUCAAUGGUGUACGUGAUUUGUGUACAAAGUUGUUAGUUGUCAGAGGUAAAACUAAAUUGGCAAAAGAGGCACAAGAGAAUGCUACUUUGCUAUUCCAAUGUUUGGUAAGAUCAAGGUUGGCUGCGCGAAGAGUCAUUGAAGAAUUCAAGUUGAACAGGUCUUCUUUUGAUUGGGUUUUGGGUGAAAUUGAGACACAAUUCCAGAAAUCUAUUGUCCACCCCGGUGAAAUGGUUGGUGUUGUUGCUGCGCAGUCUAUUGGUGAGCCGGCUACUCAAAUGACAUUGAAUACGUUCCAUUAUGCCGGUGUUUCAUCAAAAAAUGUCACUUUGGGUGUUCCAAGACUUAAGGAAAUUUUGAACGUUGCGAAGAAUAUCAAAACCCCAGCAUUGACUGUGUAUUUGGAUCCAGAGGUAGCCUCGGACAUUGAAUUGGCCAAGAUUGUUCAAUCUUCGAUUGAGCACACUACUUUGAAGAAUGUCACUUCUUCGACAGAGAUCUACUACGAUCCAGAUCCAAGAACCACAGUUAUCGAAGAGGAUUAUGAUACCGUUGAGGCAUAUUUUGCUAUUCCCGAUCAAAAAGUUGAGGAAAGCAUCGAGAAACAAUCGCCAUGGCUAUUGAGAUUGGAGCUCGACCGUGCCAAGAUGUUGGAUAAACAAUUGACAAUGGCCCAGGUUGCGGAAAAGAUUUCGCAAAACUUUGGUGAAGAUUUGUUUGUUAUUUGGUCAGACGAUACUGCUGACAAGUUGAUUAUUCGUUGUAGAGUGGUUCGAGAUCCAAAAACCUUGGACGAGGAUGCCGAUGCGGAAGAGGAUCAAAUUUUGAAACGUAUUGAGGCUCAUAUGUUGGAGUCUAUUUCAUUGAGAGGUAUUCCUGGUAUCACAAGAGUGUUUAUGAUGCAACACAAGGUGAGCAAGCCAGAUGAGACCGGUGAGUUUAAACAAGGUAAAGAGUGGGUGUUGGAAACCGAUGGUGUGAACUUGGCCGAUGUUAUGGCAGUUCCCGGUGUUGACUCAGCUCGUAUUUAUUCCAAUGACUUUAUUGAAAUUUUGUCGGUAUUGGGUAUAGAAGCUACUAGGUCUGCUUUGUACAAAGAGAUUUUGAAUGUUAUUGCAUUCGAUGGUUCUUACGUCAAUUACCGUCAUAUGGCGCUUUUGGUUGAUGUGAUGACAUCGCGUGGUCAUUUGAUGGCCAUUACUCGUCAUGGUAUCAACAGAUCUGAUACAGGUGCUUUGAUGCGUUGUUCUUUUGAGGAGACUGUUGAGAUUUUGUUGGAUGCCGCAGCCGCUGCCGAGUUGGAUGAUUGCAAGGGGAUUUCAGAGAAUGUUAUGUUGGGACAAAUGGCACCAUUGGGAACCGGUGCAUUUGAUGUUAUGGUUGACGACAAAAUGUUGCAACUGGCCCCAACUAAUGUCGCGAUGGAGGUUAUUGCCGACGAUGGCGGAGCUACUCCUUACAGGGAAGCUGAAAUGCAAGAUGAUAGGAUUCAAGUUGAUGAAAGUGCUGGUUUUUCUCCUGUUCAUCAAGCACCAACAGCAGAAGGUAUGAACGGAGGCUUGACUUCUUAUGGAGGGCAACCAACCUCACCAAGUGCCACUUCUCCAUUCAGUUACUCAACUAGUCCAAGCUAUGGAGGAACAAGUCCAGGCUAUGGUGGCACCAGCCCAGGGUAUGGUUACUCGCCAACAUCUCCAAGCUACUCACCAACAUCUCCAAGUUACUCACCUACUUCCCCAAGCUACUCACCAACAUCCCCAAGCUAUUCACCAACAUCCCCAUCUUACUCACCUACAUCUCCAUCUUACUCACCUACGUCUCCAAGCUACUCGCCAACAUCUCCAAGUUACUCACCUACAUCACCAAGCUAUUCACCUACGUCUCCAUCAUACUCACCUACAUCUCCAAGCUACUCACCUACAUCUCCAAGUUACUCGCCAACAUCUCCAAGUUACUCACCUACAUCUCCAAGUUACUCACCUACUUCCCCAAGCUACUCACCAACAUCCCCAAGCUACUCACCAACAUCCCCAAGCUAUUCACCAACAUCCCCAUCUUACUCACCUACGUCUCCAUCUUACUCACCUACGUCUCCAAGCUACUCACCUACAUCACCAAGCUACUCACCUACGUCUCCAUCUUAUUCACCUACAUCACCAACGUAUUCUCCUACGUCCCCGCAGUACUCACCAACGAGUCCUCAGUACUCGCCAACUUCUCCAAGCUACUCUCCUGGAUCUCCAGGCUAUAACCCUGAAUCACCCAAGAAAGAAGAGAAGUAA